Messenger RNA from Helianthus annuus (common sunflower), 1852 nucleotides. RefSeq names its product cold-responsive protein kinase 1. Gene Ontology annotation, molecular function: protein kinase activity; ATP binding. The transcript is spliced from 7 exons. NCBI's taxonomy places the organism in Eukaryota, Viridiplantae, Streptophyta, Magnoliopsida, Asterales, Asteraceae. The record is from RefSeq and is a predicted model, not a curated record. Gene Ontology annotation, biological process: protein phosphorylation. Bases 331 to 1650 code for a protein of 439 amino acids.
UGGACAUGAGUUUUGCAGUGAUCGCAAAUCGAAUUACAUUCAUUCUUUCUUGAUCCUUACACCAUCUGCCGACUUCAACACAACAACAUUCUUUUUUUUAUUAUUUCUCUUAACCUCGGAUUUAUCAACACAUGGAUGCUACAAUAUGUCUUGUUCAAUUAUCACCACAUUGUCGUUGCUUUCUCUCUCUCGAUUACUCCAGAACACACACACACAAAAAUCUCUCGAUUACUCCUGAACACAAAAGAAAAUAAUUAAAGACUCUUAGCGGAUGAACAAUUGGGGAGUGUUGAAUUCAGAUAACGAAAAAGUUGAAAGAAAGAAAGAAGAAUGCAUCGUCGCGCACUUGAAGCUGCUGCAACACCAGCACCAUUGGUACUCAAUCAAGAAAGCUCAAAGGAUCAUCACUCUACAUCUUUCUUGUUGAUCUUCCUGGUGGGGUUGAUUGUGGUUCUGAUUUUGUUGAUUCUUGUAUUUGUUUUUCUCAAGUUUGUCAAACUGGCACAAUUGAAGAAGGCGGGAAAGCCUAAAAAGAGCGGAAAAGACACGAAAGAUUAUUUUAGCGGGAAUCUUCGAACAACAAACUAUUAUAGUUUUCAAGCACUAAAGAAGGCAACUAAAAAUUUCAGUGAGACUAAUCUUCUUGGUAAAGGUGGAUUCGGGCCGGUCUAUCUGGGUAAAUUAGAUGAUGGGCAGCUUGUUGCUGUAAAGAAAUUGGCCCUUGAAAAGUCACAACAAGGAGAAGCCGAGUUUCUUUCGGAGGUGAAGAUGAUCACGAGCAUACAACACAAGAAUCUUGUCCGACUUCUCGGUUGCUGUUCCGAAGGGCCCCAGAGGCUACUUGUUUAUGAGUACAUGAAGAACAGAAGUUUGGACCUCAUUAUUUACGGCAAAACCGAUCAGUAUCUCGAUUGGAACACUCGUUUCCAAAUAAUCUUGGGGAUUGCUCGAGGGCUGCAGUACUUACAUGAGGAUUCACACAUUCGGAUUGUUCACAGAGAUAUAAAAGCUAGUAAUAUUCUUCUUGAUGACAAGUUUCAACCAAGAAUUGGAGACUUCGGGCUGGCCCGGUUCUUCCCAGAAGACCAAGCUUAUCUUAGCACAACAUUUGCUGGAACACUAGGCUAUACGGCUCCUGAAUACGCGAUAAGAGGACAGUUAUCGGAAAAGGCAGACAUUUAUAGUUUUGGAGUGCUUGUGCUGGAAAUCAUUAGCUGCAGGAAAAAUACCAAUCUUAAUUUGCCACUAGAAAUGCAGUACCUCCCUGAAUAUGCUUGGAAGCUAUACGAGAGGUCAAAACUGAUCGAACUUGUUGAUCCAAGAAUGCGAAACGCAGGUUUCAUAGAAAAAGAUGUUAUGCAAACAAUUCAUGUGGCGUUAUUGUGCCUUCAAGCUAAAGCAAACAUAAGGCCACCCAUGUCAGAAAUUGUUGCAAUGCUGACUUGGAAGGUCGAAAUGGUCAAGUCGCCAUCAAAACCGACCUUCUUGGAUCGAAAAAACCGAUGGAAAAAUGAGAAACAUUCUUGGGAGACUGUUUCUGCUGAUUUUCCUUCAAAUCUUGAAAGUGAAUCACCUUGUUUAACACCACCUCCAAACUCGAGAGAUUUUACUGCCAGCCAAAGCUUCUCAGGAACAAUGGUGAAUGUUUAGUACAAAUAUAUGUUGUUUUUAUAUAUAUAGAUAUAAUUUUUUUUGUUGGUCCUUUGUUUUUUUCUUUACUAUAGAAGAAUAUGUGAAGUUACUUGUGUAUAAUAAUUUUGGUCAUGUCAUAAAAUAAGGGGAAAAGAGGAAACUCUGUAUCCAUAGAUUGUUUCAACUCUUCUCCAUGAGAAUAAAGAACUGAUCUUUCUAA